This is a messenger RNA of Durusdinium trenchii, 13116 nucleotides long. The record is from the annotation of a GenBank genome assembly. NCBI's taxonomy places the organism in Eukaryota, Dinophyceae, Suessiales, Symbiodiniaceae.
AUGUGGCUCUUUCAUGGCGCUCGUUUGUGGCUCCUCUUCUUGCAGCCCUCCUGGGCCGCCGGUCCGCGCUGCCACGCGGACCUGGACGAUGAUCUGGAUCCGGCGGAGAUCUUCGGGUGGAAAGGCGGCGGGAUCCAACGGCUGCGCUUCUUCAAGGCCGAGAAUCGGAUGGAUCGAACGGGUGGAUGGAUGGCCCGAGGAUGUAUGGAGCGCCUGGGCUUUGAAGCUCGACACGUCCUCGACAUCGGUGCGCACGUGGGGAACUGGACCACCGAUGCGCUGGAGGUUUUCCCAUCCGCGCGGUUCUUGAUGAUCGAGGCCAACCCGCUUCACCGGCCGCAGCUGGAAGCCAUUGGUCAGCCCUUCGUCAUCGCGCUGCUGGCGGCGAAAGGCAACGAGUCGCGGCAGUUCCACAGCACCCGCUACCAAAUCACCACGGGUGCCUCCAUGUUCCGCGAGCGCAGCGACCUCUUUGUAGACCCGCGCUUCGCGGAAACGUUGGUCUUAAGGACACGAAGCUUGGAUGAGGUGGUUUCAGAAGUCUUUCGGGGCGAACGAUGUUGCGACUUGCUGAAAGCUGAUGUGCAGGGCGCAGAGCUCACAGUUCUCCUGGGUGGCUUAAAGACCUUAUCUCAGGCGCAGCUGGUGCUCUUGGAGGCCCCAGUCUUGCCUUACAACGAGGGUGCGCCAUCCUUCAGCGAAGUCAUUGCCUUCAUGGCGGCCCAUCACUUCGAGCUGGUCGAUGUGGCGGAUGCCACCUACUCGGAGGGCGUCUUCCGUGUGCUGCACCUGGACCUGCUCUUCGCGCCUCGCAGCUCUCGACUCCGACGGCUGCCGCUGCCCUGGGGCAUACGGUGCGCGGCCGAGGGGCGAACGAAGGAACAGCGCCGGUUGAAUGAGGCAUACCAUGCCCCCCGUUUGGGUUCCAGUUGGCUGGAUCCGUGGAGCUCAGCUCGCCGUCGCAUUCGCGCCACUGGGGCGGCAGCAGGUACAGCACAGCAAAGCGAGGUCGAAAGGUCAGGUGAUAUGCUUCAGGACGUCAUGUUCAACAUCCAAGGGCCGCCCAUUGAUGCCCGGCCGCGUCUUCGCUCACGUGGGCUCACAGCGAAGCUGGCCGCUUUUGCCAUGCCAACUCCUCCAAGUCCUCCCACGGAUGCCACUGGGGGUGGCGCCACUGACACUGCGGACGUGGCUGGGAGCGAUCGGAGCGAUCCAGGCUGUGGGUUUGGGGUGCCUUGGGAGAAGGCGCUGCUCUUCAUGAAGACUUUUUCCGACUUCUCCUACACUCCUACACCAGAUGCACCAGAUGUCACCACUUCGGACUCCUUCUUGGGCUUCGUCUGCGGCGACACCGUGGUGGCCGCACGGGACCUACGGGUCCGGGGCAAGGUCGUGGUCCGCCAGGGCGGCAGUGGCUAUGUCAUCGGCCCUGCAGCUUCAUCGGGGCGCAUCUGCGUGCAGUUCGAGCAACGGGAGGAUCAGAGCGAGAAUCGCUUGAACUGCCUUCCCGAUGAGCUCAGGCACACCUUGGCGGGCGGCUACUUAGCCGGCACCCGCGUGCGUAGCCACCGGACCUUAGAGUCUCCUGCAGGGACCUCCAUCCCAGCUGGCUGCUCUGGUGUGGUGAUUGGCCCUGCCCGGGAUCCCUUGUUCCAGCGACUCCUCGUCCGCUUCGCGCUGAACGGUCAGGAUCAUGUAGAAGAGUUGGUGUGCGACCCACAGGACGUGGAGAGCAGCAUCCCGGGGAACUUCCGACGGGGUAACGCGGUGAUCGCCACCCGAGACCUCCGAGUGAAUGGUCAGGUCGUGGUCCGGGAGGGCGUGCUGGGCACCGUGGUGGGCCCCAGUCACUCGGAUUCCCAGCACAGAGUCACGGUGAGCUUCAGCCAUCGGGAGGAUAGCAGCCGAAACCGCUUGAAUUGCGUGGUCAAUGAGAUCAAGCUGUAUUUGGCUGGGAAUUUAGAAGUGGGUGCUCGUGUCCAGGCGGCGCGGCCCAUUAGUUACGACCGCCUGGCGCCGGUGCCUACCGGCUCCAUCGGCACGGUGCUGGGCCCCGCGCAGGAUGAGCCCUUGGCGCGGAUUUUGGUGCGCUGGGACUCCGCCCCACCAGCAGGAGCGCCCCCAGAGCGCGAGGCCCACUCAGAUGAUUUGAGGCUUAUGAUCGCGGGCGGCUUCCGCCGGGGCGAGACGGUCUUAGCGGCGAAGGAUCUGAGAGUGAAAGGUCUGGUGGUCGUGAAGCAGAACGUGCUGGGCACCGUGGUGGGUCAAAGUGCCACCGACCCCGGAGGCCGCGUCACGGUGUGCUUCACUCGUCGAGAAGACGGCCGUAGCAACAACCUGAAUGUGGUCCCGGCCGAAAUCCAGCACAUGCCCUGCACGGGCGGCCUAGUCCCGGGCGAUCGGGUCGCCGCCCUGCGACAGCUCCUGGUGGUGCCCAAAGGCGCUCAAGGCAUGGUGGUGGGCCCCUCAUGCUCGCAGUCCAGCCGUGUGGCGGUGCGCUUCCAUUCCUCCUCCGCCGAGAGCAGCGGCGAGUGCGCCGACUCCUCCGUGCUGCAUGUGGAGCCGGAGGACCUGAAAGUCCUCCAUGCCGUGGCGGAGGACGUGGACGAUGCCCUGCAGCCUGAAAGAGAGGAUGACACUGAAGAUUCGGGGCCUGCGCUCGCAGGAGGCUACAAUCGCGGAGAUGCAGUGGCAGCCACGCGCGAUUUGCGCGUGGGUGGCAAAGUGGUGGUCCGGGCGAACAUUUUGGGCACCGUGGUGGGCCCCUCUGGCCAGGACCCCACGAGCCGCAUCACGGUGGCCUUCGCAUGGCGGGAGGAUGGAAAAAGUAACAACCUGAACGUCAUCGCCAGUGAGAUUCGGCGCGUGGACACCCAGACGCGGCCGGAGAAGGGCGAGAUCUGUGCCAUCUGCCUGGCCGAGCUGGGUUCACAGAGCGAGGAGGACAGGGUUCUGGUGCUGGACCUGCAACACAGCCUGAGGGGGUUCGGGAACUUGGCUCCACCUGCACCGAGCAACGGUGCCUGUGCUUCAGCGCCUGGACCUUGCAGCGCGGCUAGCUGGUGUCAGCAACUGGAUGCGUCAGCACUGCCUCCUGCCGCCGCGCCGGUGCAGAGCGCCUUUGAGAUGCUUGGCAAACCGGUGCAAUCAGUGCCUGCGAGUUCUGCAGAUCCUCAGGAGGUCAUGCUCAAGGCCCUCACUGCUGCCCUCUCAGGUGAUCGCAGGAGUCUGCCAAGCUGGAACGGUGAUGUUUCGACCCUCCGACCAUGGCUUCGCCAGUUGACGCUUUGGGAGAUGGACAACAACCUCCCGAAGCAGAAAUGGGGGUUGAAGCUCCUUCAGGCCUUCUCGGACCAGUCACCUCCGAGAAGGAUUGCAGAGACGGUGGACCUUCCCACACUGACUUCCGAAGCUGGAUACUCGGCCAUCCUAACGGCCAUCAUGACCAAGUACGGUCCCUACCUGGAAGCUGCUGGACCGGCCGCCAUCGAGACCUUUUUCUAUGGGACCGAACGCAGUCGGUCAGAGAAUCUCUCAAGCUAUGUGGCUGCCAAGGAGGUCGCUCUACAGGAGAUGGAGGCGCACCUUGGAGAGAAGCUGCCUGGGCGGAUCGCAGGGCGUAUCCUUUUGCGCCACGCGAAUCUGUCUGACGCCCAACGUGAGGCUAUGGCUGUGAAGUACAAUGCCCUCUUGACCUUCGAGCAAGCAGCAGCCGCCUUGAGGCCGUUGGAUCGGCCGGAUGCCUUAGUUCAGAAAGUUGCCAAGACCUUCGCGACUUCGAGUGGCCACCAUGACUAUGAGGAGGAUGAGGACGACGAGCUUGUGCCUGAUGAGGUGCAGGCUGAAGAGGAUGAUGAAGAAGGCCCUGAAAGCGAUGGUCAAGGCAACCUCACCUUUCUGUGUUUCGACCCGGCCGAGGAGUACACGGAGGAGGAAGCCACCUACAUAUGGGCCUACAACAGUGCCUACAAAGAUGUCCGACGAGAACUGCAAGCUAGGCGGAAAGGCCGCCAGUUCUUCAAGAAGGGCAAUGGACCACCAGUUCAAAAGAAAGGCAAAACCAAGGGCCUACAGCGUAAAGGUCAUGAGCAGCAGCGCAUCUACGCCGUGAGCGUGAAGCCCUCAGUGCAGAAGCAGCUGGAAGUCUUUGCAGGUGUUCGCACCGAGAGCUUCGAAGGAGUUGUGGACACCGCAGCAGAGGAGGCGGUGAUUGGCUCGACAGCAAUGGACCGUUUGCGUGCUGCACUUGGCCAAUUUGGCCUUAGGCAUGACAUCCCCAUUGGAGUUGCCAAGACCAAUGGGCUGCUCCGGGUGACGGAGAUAGAGGAUGUUGGGGCUUUUCAGACCCCAUUCUUGCUUCCCAUCUCUUUCAUUGAGCUGGUGGGAGGCGUCAUCGACACCGGCAAGAACAUGUUCAUGUUGAAGGGUGGCAAGAAGACCACCAUGCGGCGAUUACCCUCUGGACAUCGCACAAUUUCUGUGCUGGAGUUCAAUGGACGAUGGAAACUUCCAGAGGGACUCGCCAAGGAGCUCACAAUCUCUUCAGAUGGAAAUCCAUUUUUGCUGCCACGGACUUCAGUUGGAGACAAGCUUCAGCAACGACCCGGAGUGGCAGUAUGGUUGAAAAAGGACAGUGAGCUGAUCUUUAUGGGCUCCAUGGAUGCUCGCGCAACCCUGGUCCAUCCUUCUGAGAUUCUCCCCAAGCACAUGCUUUCGAAUUUGGAUCGGUCCCGGGUGACAAGUGCAUACUUUUUGGACGACACCUCCAUCAGCAUCCAUGAUACAUGGCAUUUGCCCUCUUCCCGCCAACUCCCUUUUUGGUCGGGUGACGUGUUUUUCGAGCUUUUGGACCCUUUUUCGCCCUCGACCUCACCCUCGACGGUGUCUUCGGCUUGUGUCGUGCCCCGGCCUCAGGCUGCCUUUGCACCUUCGGCAGCCGCCAACCAGGUCAAGGACUCAAAGGGCAAAGCUUUGGCGUUGAAGAGUGCUUUGAAACCACUUUGGCUCCUGGUUCAAGUACGCCUCAUCGUGCGCACCUCCCUGAGCAUGCAGAGCAAGAUCACCCAAUGGUUGGUGCAAGCCGACAAGGAAGCACCACCAGCUUCCAAGAAGAGGACGCCCACAGCGAAGUUGCUCGCUGCCUGGAGGCGCAUGGCUCAGCUGACGAUCAACAUGAUCCUGACGACGAUUCGCCAGUCGGCCACGGAUUACCUGCUCAACAGGCAUCGCUACGAGUUGGCCGAGCCAGUCAAGGAGAGUGCACAGAAGGCACCAAAGCAGAUCGGGGACGGGCGCAUCCGCCGCGGCAUUGGUCAGCCGCUGCGACGCUCCACAGCCUGCAAGACAUGGCAUUGCGAGCCAUCGGACUGUGCCCAUCCAGAAGACAAGCUACGCCAACGAGGCUCAAAGAAUUUCUACUGGUGGACAUGCCUCGACUGCGGCAGCAGAUGGGCUCGAGUGGAAUGGGCAGCAGAUGCAGCCGUCAACUCGGGGGCACAAUCCUCAACAGAUCCUCCAACGGCAGUGGAGUUGGUGACCAAGUCGCUGAUGAGCUAUCCGGCCAAGUUGCCACCUCCCAAGCAUCGCUCGGACCUGCCGACGCUCACCAUCACCGAGCUCUCGCCGGAAGAGAUGACACCGAGCACGGAGCCAAUGGCAAUCCAGGAUGUCUCCAACCGGACCUCAGCACCGGUGACCCCCUCAUGGUUGGCAUCGCCCAGCGAAAUGCCGGAGACUCCACCCGCAGCACCGCUGAAGACGAGUGGGCGCAUGUCAAGCCGAUCUCAGAGCGCCGACCGUCGUCGCCGCAUGGCUUCAGGAGUUCGACCAGCCCAACACCGAGUGAAGCCAAGGGCCCACUUUCAGAACUCGACGGAGCAGUUCGAGAUCCACUCAUCGGGCGGAGAGUCGGUGCCAAGCGAUCUUCAGAUCAACUUGCUCCAAGAGCGCUACGACUACUUGCUCAAAGAGCCCUAUGGCAAUGACCGCAUUCCUGACGGUCUCAAUCCUUUGCAUGGUCUUCGAGCUCGCUUGGCCUUGGAUCUCACUACCGGUUGGAACUUUUCCCUGCCGGAGCACCGGAAGAAAGCCAAGGAGCUGAUAAAGAAGUGGAGGCCAGCCGUCCUCAUUCUGAGUCCACCAUGCACUACCUACUCGCCUCUCCGCCGCCUUUCGAACUUCAAGCGCGACUACCAGACAGUCAUGGCGGAAGAGAAGGAAGGCCUGGCUGAGUUCGUGGAAAAGAAAUGCUUGAAGCAGCAUCAACAUGGUAUGCUCCUGGGUGGCUCAGCCAAAGAAGCAGCGGUCUACACUCCGUCCUUCGUGAAAGCAUUGGUGGCGGGCAUCAAAGCCGCACUUGGCAUUGCUCCCACAAAGAAGACAACGGCAGAAACCCUUCAGUGGUUUCAGUGGGGACAGGCUAUGGGCCAUUUGGUCUAUGACUAUGCGCGGGAAACCGCGGCCCUUGACGACGAGGUUUCAGAGCUCCAUGGCACGAUCGACUAUGUCCAUGAUGUCGAGACUGAAGAGACCUACGGCAAGUUCGUUGGUUCACCUGGGCAACCCCCUCGCGGAGACCAAUUUCCUGAGGGUUGCCCAGGUAAGAAAGUGACCGCCUGGGCACUGCAGAACGCUCAGGAGGCAAAUCGACUGGGUUCGACACUACCGGAGGAGGAAGACAAUUUCGAUGCAGUUCAAGAGCUUCGUCAAAACAUGCGACAACUCGAUGACCAACCUCGCAUUGCCGAAGCCCUGAAAAACGUUGAGACAUUCCAAAGCAUGGAUGACGGCAACUUCUCCCUACCUCCACAUCUUCGACGAGAGGUACACAAGAUCCACAGAAACUUGGGUCAUCCCGCACUGGAAAUCUUCGUGCGUGCUCUUCGCAACUCGGGCGCAAAGCAAGAAGUUCUGAGCUGGACAAAGCAUCACUUUCGGUGUCCCACCUGUGAUGCUCGACCACGGGUGUCACCACAGCGCCCGGGACAUUUGCACCGAGCAAUGGAGUUCAAUUCAGUCAUUGGGCUCGACCUUGUCUUCUUGGAGGCCUUUGGACAGCUCCACGUGAUUCUCAACAUGAUUUGUUGGGGCACCAACUACCAGCAGGCUGCCCUGUGCCGCGACAAGUCGGCUGAUGAGGUUCUCAAUGUGUUCAUGAAUGAGUGGAUCAAACACUACGGAGUGCCUUCACUCAUCAUAGUGGACAGAGGAAAGGAGUUCGAGAACCAUCAAUUCCAGGAGACGAUCGGUGGACUUGGGGCAGCCAUCCAUUACACCGACGUGGAAAGUCCAUGGCAAAACACUCGUACAGAAAAAGCCGGAGGAGUUCUAAAGGAGAAGAUCAUGGCCACCAUCCACCAGACCACAGCGACCAUUGAUGAACUUCCACUCGUGCUGGCUGAAGUGGUGAGCAGUCGAAAUCGCUACAUGGACCGGUUUGGGUUCUCACCAAUGCAAAGAGUCUUCGGCCGCUCACUACGGCUUCCGGCUUCCAUCAUGGCUACGGAUGCCCUCGAUCGAGAGCUUGUGGAAGCAGCUGCACCAGAACCGGUUCGCCGGUCAUGGGAGAUCCGGGAAGCCGCAUCCCGUGAGUGGUUGAGAAGGCAGGAUCAGGCUGCCAUCCGGAGAGCCUCUCGAGCACAGAGCCGCACGGCAGAUCGCAAACCACUUCCUCCUGGCACAUGGGUCUAUGUCUUCAGAGACUCACCUAGCUACCAUGGCUGGGUAGGACCUGGCGUGUUGAUUGCACCUGAUCUCAAUGAUCGAGCGGCCUGGGUGAGCAUGCGCGGCCGGCUUUGGAAGACUUCUCGAGAACAGCUGAGGCCAGCAACUCCAGAAGAAGAGCUGGGCGCAGAACUCGUAGUGGAGCUCACCAAGGACAUGCUCGACAAACUCCAUCAAAAACCAGGUCAUAAUCAGAUUGCCUACCAGGACAUCACCCAUGAGACCUUCCCGGAAGAUGCCGAUCUGGAGGACGUUCAUCGUGUCCUGCGUGUGGAAGAGGAACGACGUGAAGUGGAAGACACUCCCAUGGAACGAGAAACCACUGACAGCACUCAUCAACCUAUGGCUGAGGAGGAGGAGUUUGACUUGCUGUCGAAUGACACCACCAUGACUCCAGAUGCUUCUCAAACACAGAGCAGGAGGGCAAGCAUUCAGACCGACACUGCUGAAGAGAAAGAGGCACUCCCGCCAAUUGAGGAGGAGAACGCCAUGCAGACAGAGGAUCUCGGUCUCAGCUCCAACCUUCCUGAACGACGACAAAUCCAAGUUGAUGAGGGCUCCCAUGGUUCAAUGCAUGUUGGACCACCUGCUCCAGUACCAGAUCGCUCGAGGUCACCCCCGUUGACACGACCUCGGCCAAACUCAAUUGCAGAAGUUCCUGAGACACCACCACUGGGCUAUGUGCCGCCUUCAAGAGCAGCUUCAUCAACGGCACCAGCUAUGCCGUAUCCUUUUCAGCAGCAGGUUCCACCAUUGCCGACACCGCCAGGCAAUUCCUUCUACCUGGAGGUCAUUGACUUUGAUGGCGACGACAUGCUUCGCCAGAUGGGUUCGAAGUCUCCAUUCAUCGGAGCCACUUGGCGCCGAGAACGAGGCCAACCUGAACCAGUCCUACAAGCACGGGCUCCCCGACAAAGCAAAUCAUUUGCUGCUUGGGAAGCCGAGGCAAGCUACUGUGACCAAGACCGCUGUAUGUAUGUGGUCAAGAAGGCAAGGUCAAGUUUCGGCCAGGUGGAAUUCUCCAAGCUAGCUGAGAGUGAGAAGAAGAAGUUCAGGCAAAGCCGCUUGAAGGAGGUCAACAGCCUGAUUCAAAACAAGGCAGUGAAGGUCCUCUCCCUGGAGGAAAGUUUGGCCUUUGAAGAGCAAUUCCCUGAGCAGGUGAUCAACUCCCGCUUUGUGGACCGCUACAAGCCGAAAGACGUUGGCCCUGACAAGAUUGAGCUCUACAAGAAAAAGGCCAUUGACGAAGGCAUGUUGGAAGCAAUUGCAUUGGAGGAGGACCAGACAAACCCGAAGUCACGACUCUGCGUGAUCGGUUGGGAGGACCCUCAGAUCCACGAGGUGGAACGUUCUUCACCGACUCCUUUGUCGACCUCCCUGCAUUGCUGCUUACAGCUAGCCGCCUCUCGCAAAUGGCAGACAAGAGUUCGAGACGUCAAAACCGCUUUCCUUCAAGCCCUGCCAACAACUCGGAAGCGCAAGCUUGCAAUUCGGCAACCACGUGACGAAUCUCUGGAAGGAUAUGAUCCUCGCCAACUGCUACUCCUGUGCACCGAGGUCUAUGGCUUGGUGAGCGGACCAUCAUGGUGGCGGCGAAGUUUGCUUAAGUUGGCCACUGAGGACUUAGGCUUUGAGGUGAACCCCUACGACAAGUGCGUGCUCACUUUGCCUUCUGCCGAUCCGAGCAAGAAGCUGACUGAAGGCUUCCUCGUCAUUGAGGUCGACGACAUCGCUGAAGCUGGAUCUGCGAGGCACCGAGAGCUGAUGACUAAGAUGGAAAGCAUGCUCACGUUCGGGAAGGUGGACAACCUCCAAAGCAGCACUGGGUCGAAUUAUGCUGGACGACGACUCCGGCAAAGGCCCGACUUUUCCUUUGAGGCCGACAUGGAUGAGUUCAUUUACACUCGCCUGCAGCCAAUCGCCCUAGCUCGGCGCGUUCUGAAGAAGGACUCUGCGAAGGUCAAGCUGUCCGAGAACGAGAAAACGCAGCUGAGGGGAUUGAUUGCGAGUUUGAACUGGCUAGCUCGUGAGGGAAGACCUGAUGUGGCAGCUGCAGCUUCGAUACUGGCUUCAGCAUUUCCAGAGCCUGCAGUGUCCCACAUCCUGGCAGCAAAUGCCAUGGUCCGCCAUGUGAAAACAAGCCCCAUCAAGAUGGUCAUCCACAGCAUCGAAGAGAAAGACUUGCGCAACAUCCUUGUGGCUGACAGCAGCUUUGACACGAGCGGACGUGAACGCUCGCAGCAUGGCUGGUUGCUUGGAUUCACAAAUCCUUGGUUGAACCAAGGACGAGAAGCUCCAGUGUCGCUCAUGCAGUGGCGCUCCAAGCGACUGAGGAGGAAGGCCGCUUCAAGCCUGCUUUGCGAGGCAAUCUCGCUCUCGGCUGCGACAGCCGCCCUUGAGCGGCAGGACGUGUUCAUGGAGAGCAUCCGCAUGUCGCACUUCAAGCCAAGGGUGCGCCAGAAGUCAGAGGAUGAAAAGCUGGCGGCAAUGGGCAAAAGCACUGUCAUUGCCAGCGAGUCAGCUUCGUUCUGCGACCCCAACUCCAUAGUGGUCGUAGACGCAAAGUCCCUGUACGAUGCCCUUUGCUCGGACCAGUGCUCCGGAGAUGAUGAGCGGUCAGCCUUGGAGAUCGCAAUCAUCAAAGAGAGUUUGUCGAUUGUGGGCGGGCGACCAAGAUGGAUCCCGCACAAUUUCAAUCCAGCUGACGCCCUGACCAAAUUGGAAGGAGCGCAUACUGGCCCUUUGAUCGACCUCCUGAGAACUUCAUCCAUGAGGAUUGAACAGGAGACCGAAGUCCUUCAGAGGGGAAAGCAAAGUGAGCAUCGGAUGAAGACUAGCUUUGGUGGACUUGAGCUCACUCUCCCCAGUGGAUCAAAGAAGAAUCGAUGCUCCUACCGGUGGAUGUACUUGGGGUUGAUGGAGUUGGCUCAGGACUCGGCCAUCCACUUUAGGUUUGGCCGGGUGCCAGGUCGCCAGCAGCGUGGGAUCGCCACUCGGAGGGGGUGGAUCGCAAACGAGCCGAUGAGACUGGCGGGUGGAUCUCCGGUGAUGGUGAUGGAGAAGGGAACCCAGGAUGGUUGCGCAGAUGAUGUUUCUGGAGAGCUUCGUGCCAUCCCCCAGUCGGAUGGGAAGCACCGUCCACAGCACGAUGGGCAGCGCUAUGGCGAACACUUUCGGCAUGCCGAACACGGCAAAAGGUCUUCCUUUGAGAAGGGUCAGACCUUGGAAGUUUGGAGCGACUCCAAGAAGGCGUGGCUGCCUGGCGUGGUCUUGGCCUCCUACGAGUCCGACACUUCAGCGGAGGGCUACGAUGUUCCAGCUGGAACCGUGAAGGUAUCCUCAGGCAAUGGCGUGAAGUGGGUAUUGCCCAACCAGAUUCAAAGCAUGUCCAGACCUCAAAUCACCUGUUGCAAGCUGGUGGUGUUUGUGCUCGAGUGCGGGGCGCAGCUCCCGACCGCGCGGCCGGCGCCCGCGAGCGAGCAGGUGCAGCUGAGUUACCGAGAUGAUCAGCUCAAUUGCAUUCCCAUGGUGAUUACUGUAUCCAUGCGAGUGGGUGCUGUUGCAUUUGUAACGGGGCAGUGCCAGCUGGCUCACUUAAAGUGCUCUGAUUCCAUGCGAGGCAAGAAGUCGUUUGGCUUACGCGCCUUCUUGCGCGCGGCGGAGUUCGGGAACUUCGAUGGAGUGAGGUCCAUGGCCUUGGACACUUGGGAUGCCAAGAAAGGACGCAGUGACAGGAAGUAUCAGUUCACCGAGCUUCCGGAACUGAUCAACGCUGUAGGCCAUGUCCAGACGUUGGAGCCCCAACCUGACCUGGACAUCUUCGACACCCGCGCCAUCUCCAAGAACAAGUCGAAGACGGCCCGUCCAGAGACGCCGCCCUUGGCGAGGACCAAAGGCAUUACAGGUCGCUUGGCACGCUCGGAGAACAACCUGACGCGCUUGGCCUCCACACUGACGGUGCGGCACGAGGUUUGCGAGGCUGCCAAGAGUCAGCCGCGGCUGAUUUGGGAGAAAGCUCGCUCGGGUGAGCAAGCCUUACCUGCUUUGGCGCGAGCUUUGAAGAACGAACGCCUGGCUGUGAGGGCGACACAGAUGAAUCCCAAGCUACUGAGAGUUGGAGAACCGCAGAUCCGCAAGAUCAUGCCGACCUUGGUCUCCAUCUGCGGCGGCGCCGAGCAGGCAGCCUACGCCAUCGUGUGGCGCCCCGAGCUGCUGGAAUUGGAAGCGGCCUCGGCGCUGAGAGACUCCUUGCAGGCGGCCUCGGGCUUCUUCGGCAACCUGAAAGACGCCCUCUUCCUGCUGGGACAAACCACUGCUCCACCCUCUGUGCGGGUGAUCGCACGACAGUUCUGCCGGGAGUACAUGGUGGGAGAGUACUUCUUGGUGGAUGGGGCGCAGGUGGAUGACCGGCCGGUCUGGUGUAAGCCAGCAGCUGCCAUGCAAAGCUUGGGCUCCAAAGCCAAGGACGUGUAUUUGAUUUACUGCCAGAAGGGCGUGGUGGGAUCAGAUAGCAUGCUUCCCUGCUGGACCUUUACGACGAAGUACAGCGCUUCACUCAAGAAGUACGACGACUACUGCGACCCCAGCAUUUUGGGUUGGACGGAGGCGAAGGUGAAGUCGCCUGAUCAAGUGGAACCAGGUCAGUGGCACUUCCCAGCUGAAGCCCAUAAGACUCAGGUGCCAGGCCGCGACCACGGGCGGGGCGGCGACCACGGGCCGGUCGCCUUUGGCCGGCGGAUCCGUACGUCCGAUGUGACAGUGGCAGUCUACGCUGAUAGUUCCAAGAUCACUUUCCUCGAUCUGGCUGACUUCGCGCACAUCCGUCGCUGGAGCUACCUGCAGCUGCCUUUGGCGCCUGCCGGGCAGCCGGUGGAGAAAUCGGUGAAGCUUUAUGCCUGGGAACCGGUGGAGGUCUCCUGGUUCAAAUUGUGGAUUUGUGGACGAAAGUGUCAAAGCUCCACACUUGCAAAGCUGCGCCGGGCGGAGUUUCGGCCGACGCCCGAGCGCGCGGUGGCCAAGAGCUUUCCGAAGCUCCAGGGCGCACCGGCACCGGUCAGCGAGGAGGUUUGGGCGCGGACCUAUGCUAGUGGGCCUUUUGAAGUUCCAGUGGUCAUUGGACCCCACGGCUUGCCUCCGAUGAUUUUCAUCCGUUCGCAGAUUGCCGCGCACGUGCAUGGCACUGGACCCUGUCACCAGGUGCGACUGGUGGCGGGAGAAGAGAGACUUGGUGUCUUAGAGGAUCCAACGCCGAAUGAUCCCGGUGCGACGCUUCUGCCCAAGCCGCCUCCGGUGAUGUACCACUUCGUGUCGCCGGGUGAGCUGGGCUACACCGGAUAUGAACUCUUCAAAGGCGUGGAUGGAAGAGCCAGGGUGAAAGAUGAUGAGAAGACAUGA